Molecule: messenger RNA, 1730 nt
Organism: Silurus meridionalis
Lineage: Eukaryota; Metazoa; Chordata; Actinopteri; Siluriformes; Siluridae
Product: zinc finger protein 2 homolog
Exons: 2
Coding region: 140-1009 (289 amino acids)
Biological process (GO): regulation of transcription by RNA polymerase II
Molecular function (GO): DNA-binding transcription factor activity, RNA polymerase II-specific; RNA polymerase II cis-regulatory region sequence-specific DNA binding
Source: RefSeq, a predicted model, not a curated record
GAGGAACCCUGGGAAGAAGAAUAGGAGCUGGAGAUCUCUGCAUGGAAACAUUUCUGAAUGCUUUGGAAAAAUUUCAGCAUUUAAGCUGGUUGAAGGAGCUGAUGUUUGAAUCCUGAGAGACAUAAGAGACGUAUUCAGUAUGUCCAGUCAAGUAGGAAAGCACACAGACCUUCACCACUGCUCAUACUGUGGGAAGAAUUUCACUCAGCCGAGCAGAUUACAGGCGCACCAACGCAUUCACACUGGAGAGAAACCUUUCCAGUGCUUAGAGUGUGAAAAGACUUUUAGUCAGAGCUUUCAUCUCAAACAGCAUCAGCGCCUCCACUCAGGAGAGAAGCCCUUUCAGUGCUUGGAGUGUGGAAAGAGCUUCAAUCGGAGCACCAAUUUCAAACUCCACCAACGCAUUCACACGGGAGAGAAACCAUUCGUCUGUUUACUCUGUGGAAGCAGAUUUACACACAAAUGUAACCUCAAAACACACCAACGCAUCCAUACAGGUGAAAAGCCGUAUCAGUGUUCACACUGCGGAAAGAGUUUUGCUGACAUGACUCAUUUCCAAAAACACAAACAGACCCACACGAUGGAAAAGUCGCAUCGCUGCUCACAGUGUGGGAAGAGUUUUGGUUUAGAGAGUGUCCUCCUCGAGCACAAGCGCAUCCACACAGGGGAACAACCGUAUCACUGUUCACAGUGCAAGAAGAGUUUUAAUCACGAGCGAUCCCUGCAGCGUCACCAGAGUAUUCACCGAGGAGAGAAGCCGUAUCACUGCUCACAGUGCGGCAAGAGUUUCAACCGGGAGUGUAAUUUCCAAACGCAUAAACGCAUUCACACAGGAGAGAAACCAUACAGCUGUUCAGAGUGCGGGAAGAGUUUUAUUCAUCGUAGCCACCUCAAAGUGCACCAGCGGAUUCACACUGGAGAGAAGCCGUAUCAGUGCUCACAGUGUGGGAAGAAUUUUUAUCGGAGAAGUCAUCUCAAUGUACAUCAGCGCAUUCACAUGGGAAAGUAGCCUUGUAGCUGUUUAGACUGUGGAGUUUUUGAUCAUCACCAUCAUCUCAAAACGCACCAGUGUGUUAAUGCAGGAGAAACAACCCUCAGAGAUUUACAUAGUGAAGUAUAAAUAAAGCAAAUGAGUUGUGUAGUGUAGCAAUGUAGCGCCAUCUGUAUUUAGUAUGUAAAUAUAGAGCAAUGUAGUCUUAAUGAUGUAACAGUGUAUUAACACUUUCCUGUGUGUAUAACUGCUUAGUAUUGGAUUUCCCUCUUUCAAUUUCUCACUGAAGACCAGUUAUGUGAUACAAAGUUUAUCAUUUAUUUUCAGAGACGAUUCAUCAAUGCAGAUCUGUAUAGAACUUUUAUAAAUAAACCACAACGAUUUGUUACAGAAGCUGAGCUCAGAUCAGUGUGUCGGUCGUUUACCUCUUCACCCAGCGCUGUGUCAGUGCACAGUGAAGGCACAUGAUCGCGUUGAGAAAAUGGAAUUAAAUGCUGCGCUACAAACUUUUGGAGGAUCCUGGACCAUCAAAAAAGUUCUGCUCCUGUUGUAAUUUGGGGGUUGAGUUCUGAACAUGCUGCUAGUUUGAUUUAGGCACAAACCUGAAUCAAUGAGAUUAUUAUUAUUAUUUAAUUAUUUUUUUUUUUUUUAUAGAAGUUCAGUUGAUUCUGUGAACAUUCAUUUCAUCACAAGUUGAUUAUGGAAGAAAAAUCAAGAUAAUAAAUGAAAUUUGUUGUAA